This is a messenger RNA of Caenorhabditis briggsae, 1506 nucleotides long. The record is from RefSeq and is a predicted model, not a curated record. Bases 1 to 1506 code for a protein of 501 amino acids. The transcript is spliced from 7 exons. Lineage: Eukaryota; Metazoa; Nematoda; Chromadorea; Rhabditida; Rhabditidae.
AUGAAUUUAGAUCAAGAACUCCCCCAAACUAGCGCUGAGAAAAAAGAAUACAAGGAAAACUGUGCGGACUUUAAUGUAGACUUUUUUCUAAGAAAACUCAAAAAAAAAUAUCUGUUCGACCCAUACUAUAGGCUUCCUUCUUUUCUAAAAUUUCACCUCCUCUAUCAACUUUCAGUAAACCAUCCUCCUACUUUUAUGCGUUUCCAGCGAAAUAUUUGCAGCCAAAAAGUCUCCGGAAUGUUUGUCAUGCGCAAGGAACAGCAAUUGGCAGAGCAUUUGCUCAACAUGCCACUCUGCAUCUUCUGCAACUGUUCCCACAAAUCCGAAGAUUGCCCAACUGUGGUGGAUACGGUGAAAAGAAUCGAAAUUCUGUUGAAGAAGGAGUUGUGUCUCGUCUGCAUGAGUCACAAUAGAAUCCUCUCGUGUCCAAGGGAAUCGGUGAUCUGCAGAAUGUGCAACAAGAUGAAUCACCACGUCGCAAUCUGCUAUCUCAAAGAUUUGAAGUCGCCACGUACAACCAAUUGGGGCGAUUGGAAAAACUGGGAAGAUUGCCCGGACGGAACAUACGCUUAUGCGGCCAAACACAAGGUGGAAGAUCCUCAAGGAAAAGGAGACGACACUGGACUAAAUGCAGUGGCGCUUUUUUGCAAUCCGUUGAAUUGGGGUGAGACACAUUUUGAUCACUUGUGUUUAGCUACAUACAGCACAGAACGGGAGAUAUUGAGUGGAGAGGGAGAUUGGGGAGAUUGGAAGGCUGUCCAAUAUUGUCCAGAAGGCUUAGUGAUGAUUGGUUUUGCACUUCGCUCUGAAAUUACCAGACGUGGACAAGAUGACGUGGCAGCUGACAAUUUUCGUGGAUACUGUGGAACACCCGACGGGCCAAGAGACCACAGCCAUUCAUUUUCCGGUGACACUCCCGGAUGGGGUCGUUGGACCGAGGAUAAAUUCUGCCCUCUGGAAUUUGCUGUUUGCGGGAUUAAUAGUCAAAUUGAAGGCGCUCAGCGUCGUGGUGACGAUACAGCCCUGAACAACAUUGACCUUCGAUGCUGUCGGGUGCCACCUGUCAACCUUUCUUGCACCCCUAGCUACACAUUGCAACAACUCGCUGAAUACGACAAUCGCCUUGGCGCUGGCACUAUCCAAUUUCAGUAUCAGAAGAAAAUCUCGUUCAGCAAAACUACCGGAUCUACUCACACCGUCGGUCGAGAAGAGAAAGAAGCAGUUCUAUCGAAAGUGACGACCGGGGUGGAAAUCUCAACAGAAGGAAUAACAAGUGGGCUGACUGUAUCAAAAACAUCUUCAGUGAACACUGAGCACAGUCAUGGUCAUGAAACCAUUUCAACCGACAGAAUAAGAACAAUUCUAGAAACAGUGAUGUCAAACGAAGAGACUAUCACUGAAACGUACAACGUUCCCGCCCACAAAGGAGUAAUUAUUCAACAAUUGUUCAUGACCUGCGGUAUCAUCAAAGUGGGAUUACCAAAAGUUGUCAUCAAAAGCAGUUAG